Molecule: messenger RNA, 1233 nt
Organism: Anastrepha ludens (Mexican fruit fly)
Lineage: Eukaryota; Metazoa; Arthropoda; Insecta; Diptera; Tephritidae
Gene: Gip
Product: putative hydroxypyruvate isomerase
Exons: 3
Coding region: 292-1056 (254 amino acids)
Biological process (GO): glyoxylate metabolic process
Molecular function (GO): hydroxypyruvate isomerase activity
Source: RefSeq, a predicted model, not a curated record
GGUCGGUAUAAGGGACAGUCAAGGUCGUACCAUAACUGGAUCUUGUUUGCUGGCAUAUUCAACUUGUUUGUGCUAAUAAAGAGAGAGGAAGUUCGCAAAUUGUGUAGUGUACAUAUGUACUAUAUAAGAAUAAUACCAUAAAGUAUUCUCUCAACUGAUUAAAAACAUCAACACUUGUGAUUGUUGCCAAAGCCUUCCAACUACGCUAUCUUUUAAUCAGUGAAGAAAUCACUUCACCGUAUUUCGAAUAUUUGGAUUGUCAGUGUAGUUUUGGUAUUAUAACUGAGAACAAUGGCAUCGAAGCUGGCAGCGAAUUUAAAUUUCCUAUUCACGGAAGGAAAAUGUAUUUCUGAGCGAAUUCGAAUGGCCCACCGCGCUGGCUUUAAAUCGGUUGAAAUACCUUUUCCGAAACAAGAACUUGAAAACGUAAUAGCCGCAAAAGAGGAGACUGGAAUACAAAUUGCUCUAAUUAACAUUGACCCAGGUGACUCUAAGUUCGGGAAUACAAGUUGGCCCCAUGCCAAAGAAAGCUUUAAAUCUCAACUCAAUGAAACAAUCAGUUUUGCUAAGGCCGUCAGCUGCAAAAAGAUUCAUUUAAUGGCAGGUCUUUCACAAGGAGAUCGAACGGAGGAAUUGAUUGCCUACAAAGAGAAUUUAAAAUAUGCAUCACAAAUUUUAGAAAAGGCGGGAAUUGUAGGCGUGAUUGAGCCAAUCAAUAAAAUCUCUCUACCAUCAUACUUCAUGAACUCAUUUGAUACAGCAAGUGACGUCAUCAGGGAAAUAAAUAGCAAACAUAUUAGAUUAAUGGUCGAUAUAUUCCACUUGCAACUUAUCAGGGGUAAUAUUACAAACGCUUUCUCCGACUUCAAAGAUAUUAUUGGACAUAUUCAAAUUGCGCAAGUACCACACCGUCAUGAACCAGAUGUUGUUGGAGAGCUGGAUUUUUCAUACAUUUUUAACUUAAUAAAAUUGUCUGGAUAUGAUGACUGGAUUGGAUGCGAAUAUACACCAAAAACUACAACAUUGGAAGGCUUAAAGUGGAUACAAAAAUACUAAGCAAUAUUAUGAGCAAAAUUUAUGUUUCAUUCUUUGACCUGUUCUUCGCUGAUGAAUUGCCGUUUUCGCCUGGAAGUUCUUCUCCCAAGGCCGACGGCCUUUAUUUAUAUAAUUAUAUUUCAUUUAAAUAAAUAAAAUACAAUUUCCAUUAUGCAUUUGCGUUGCAUUAAAAAUAAA